Prunus avium (sweet cherry) is the source of this 1223-nucleotide messenger RNA. RefSeq names its product Plant invertase/pectin methylesterase inhibitor superfamily protein. Lineage: Eukaryota; Viridiplantae; Streptophyta; Magnoliopsida; Rosales; Rosaceae. The record is from RefSeq and is a predicted model, not a curated record. Gene Ontology annotation, molecular function: enzyme inhibitor activity. Gene Ontology annotation, biological process: negative regulation of catalytic activity.
GAGAUUUUUAUUGUUAUACAUGUCGACCAAAAACGCUCAAGUUGCAAAAAUACAGGUACACACAGCAGUCGACUGGCUCACCCAUCAACUUUGGGUGCGAUUGAUUUGAUUAUGAAGGUUUAGAUGAGAACGAGAGCAAGGCUGUUUGGUUUCCCAUUGCUUUUGCUUUUAGACCCACACUGGACCAACCUGUGCCAAGAUGAUAUUAUGUUAAAGAGCAGAUGUAUCUCGGCUUUUGGCCCCCCAAACAAGAUUUUUCCAUAUUCCUUUUGAGGCUGCUAGAAUUUUUUUAUUAUUAUUAUCAUCAAUUUUAGGGAUUUUGUUGUUUUUUUGGGAACUCGGGUUCUAUAAAUUGACACGUUUCCCUCCCUACUCUCAUCACUCACUCCACUGCCUCCAAUAUUCAGAUUCAGAGACACAAAAAUAUCAAGAUGGAAUCUUCUUCAUCUUCUACACAUUUUGCCACAUGUUUUCUCACAGCACUUUCCAUUAGUUUAUGCAUAAUCUCCUCAACCUCAGCAGCCAGAGACCUUGCACCAAAAACCAACACUGAAUUCAUCAAAACAUCUUGCAGUGCAACAACCUACCCAAAACUCUGCCUCACCUCUCUCUCAAGCCAUGCAAGCACAAUCCAAACAAGUCCUAAGCUCAUGGCUGGUGCAGCCCUUAAUGUGACACUUUCCUCUGCCAAAUCCACCUCUGCCACGAUGCUAAAACUCUCCCAACGCCAUGGCUUGAAGCCUAAAGAAGUUGGUGCCAUGAGAGACUGCCUCGAAGAGUUAAGUGACUCGGUCGACGAGCUCCAGAGUUCUAUAGCUGAGAUGGGUAACUUCAAAAGCUAUGAUUUUCAGCUCAUGAUAAGUGAUGUCCAAACUUGGGUUAGUGCUGCUUUGACAGAUGAGAACACAUGUUCUGAGGGGUUUGGUGGAAAUGGGAUGAAUGGGAAUUUGAAGACUGCUGUGAGAGGCCAGAUUGUGAAUAUAGCACAUUUGACUAGCAAUGCCUUGGCUUUGAUCAACCGAUACGCCUCUGUUCAUGGUUAAAUUGAUCUGCUCUUCUCUGUUAAGAUAAUUACGAGGAAGAUGCUUGCAAUUGUUUUAUAAUUUUGAUGUGUGGGUGCUUAGAUACUCAGAUUGUAUUAUAUUUUAGUGUUGUGAAAGUGGUCUUGUUGUAAUUGUACAUUUUAAAUGCUUGAUCUACGAAUCUAUUGGUUUUCGAACGUA